Molecule: messenger RNA, 234 nt
Organism: Acaulospora morrowiae
Lineage: Eukaryota; Fungi; Glomeromycota; Glomeromycetes; Diversisporales; Acaulosporaceae
Source: the annotation of a GenBank genome assembly
AUGGUUUUUACUGAGCCUGGACAACGUUCGAACAAAUAUAAAUCUAGUUCUUCGAAAACGGACGCGAACACAGCUUCGAACACAACUUCGAACACAACUUCUUACACGUUUUCAGACACAACUCCAAUAAAAAACAAUGACAGAACCCUUGGCUUCGAACACAUUUAUGUUAUUCACCUUGAACAUCGGAAAGACAGACUUUUCAAGAUGAUGGCCAUAGAGAAGGAACUUGAU